Messenger RNA from Ectocarpus sp. CCAP 1310/34, 981 nucleotides. The record is from the annotation of a GenBank genome assembly. Lineage: Eukaryota; Phaeophyceae; Ectocarpales; Ectocarpaceae.
AUGUACGAGGCGGCACGGGCGACAGACAAGGCAACGUGCGAGGCCAACAUCGACAAGAUCGCGGCCCUCAACCCAGCUGCCGGGAAGUACAUCCGCCUGCAACCCCGCCACGAGUGGGCGAUGUACGCUACCCGCGGCAACGUCGUCCAAGACCAGGUCACGUCCAACAUGUCGGAGACGGCCAACAACAUGAUGGGACCGGAUACACGGUCGAAGGCGCCGCUGGAUUUCUUCAUGGACACCGCCUUUCAGGGCCUCGACAAGCUCGCGAGCCAGGCGAACAUCCAGAUCAACAACCCGGCCGCCGUGCACACCCCACACGCGGUGAAAGUGCUUCACGCCGAGAUGGAGUGGGCGAAAACGUGCGACGUCAGCAAUGUUGGAGGAGACACGUUUGUCGUGUUCCCGAGCGGCAACCGCCGCCACUACAACCGCGUGGAGCUCACCUUCGAUGAGGACGACCCCACGAAACACCACUACACGUGCACGUGCGGCUUCUGCAAAAGGUGGCGCAUCCCUUGCCGCCACGUCGUCGCCGUGGCGAAAGGCGGGCCGCCGCAAGACCAAACGCCAGACCAGGCGCAAGAUGAGCAACGGCAAGUACGCGACGACCUCGCGGAGCUAANGGAGCUCCUCGACGAGGGAUACCGCUUGGACAAGGUCCGUGCCGCUGCAUGGGACGAGCGGUACCGCGUCACCCCCCCCGUGUGGGCCGCCCUCAGCGUCAACCCCAACCACAAGCCACCCCUGCCGGUGGACGGGCAGGCGGGCCGCCGCAAGACCAAACGCCAGACCAGGCGCAAGAUGAGCAACGGCGAGUACGCGACGACCUCGCGGAGCUACGCUCUCCACCUGGCGAGGUCCAACGCCCAGGGCGCCUCCGCUUCCGCCUCCACCUCGGUGGCGGCCGCGGCCAGCGCCCACGCCAACCACAUCGCGAACCUCUCGCAGGGGCAGCCGCAGGGCUCGGGGGAGACGUAG